Danio aesculapii is the source of this 2572-nucleotide messenger RNA. RefSeq lists its product as uncharacterized. Gene Ontology annotation, cellular component: cytoplasm. Bases 1 to 2457 code for a protein of 818 amino acids. Lineage: Eukaryota; Metazoa; Chordata; Actinopteri; Cypriniformes; Danionidae. The record is from RefSeq and is a predicted model, not a curated record. The transcript is spliced from 14 exons. Gene Ontology annotation, biological process: negative regulation of apoptotic process; protein autophosphorylation; regulation of mitotic cell cycle. Gene Ontology annotation, molecular function: ATP binding; protein serine/threonine kinase activity.
AUGGGCCCCAAUUAUGCAUUUGAAGAAAGCGAUCCAAAGAAACUUCAAUACACCAUUGAGGACUUUCAAAAGAUCUUCUUUGAGCUCAAGCAUGUUAUCAAGAACAUCUCCUCCAAAGUCCACGAUCUGAAGCGAUUUAUUCUCAGCACGAGUACUCUCCCCAACUGUACAGCAAUGGAGAACAACUCAGCAGAAAAACAACCAGAAAGCAGGAAGAACAUCUUCUCUGCACUGUUCAGAAAUAUUUUUCUGGCAGUAAAAGGUCGUCGACGAGGCAAUGUAGUAUCUGCACUACAGCCUACGUCCGACAUGGAUUCAUAUGAUCCACAGCCAGGCCCAUCCGGCCUCCAGUACAUGGCUGUACAGGAUCAUACUGAUACUCAAUCGGGUCCAUCUAGUGUCAACCCAACAACUUCUGACACAAAUACAGCUCAUCCCGAGGCUGAAGAGAAACAAACAAAAUCUAAGAUGAACAAAAUCAGCGCCUUCUUCAAAAGAAGGUGGCGGGCUGUAAAACGUGCAUCAACAUCGCACAAGAAGAACAACAAAAUGGCUCCACAGCUCGACACCAAUACAGCUGAUUCUCAGCUUGAAAUUUCUGUUUUUGAGCCAUUGACUCUGAGAGAUCCCCUAGAAGAUCUGCAAUCCGGUCUAUCCAACCCAGAGCGAGAUCCAGACGUUCCUGAGAAAACACUUCUAGAGGAAUGUGACCUUCUGCUGAAGGGCCUGCAGAAUCUGAAUGAUCCUCCAGCUCCAUCAGCAUUUCCAGGUCCUGCUCUCAAGCAAAAAUGUAUUGGAAAUCCAACUUGGCUAAGAACUGUCUCCAAUCCAGGACCAUCAACCUUUCCAUUUUCAGAGCUUUAUGAAGUGGAAGAGGAAAUUGGAAAAGGAUUCUUCGGCAGAGUGUGCAAAGGGAUCCGGAAAUCUGAUGGCAAACAGGUCGCCAUCAAGUUUACAGCGAAGCGGGAGACAGACCGGUAUAUCACAAUUCCCGGGGUUUCCAAGCCACUGUUCAUGGAAGUGGCUCUAAACCUGCUGCUAAAUCAACCUCCUCUGAGUCCAUACAUUGUGCACAUGCUGGACUGGUUUGAAGAGCCAGAUCAAUUCAUCCUCAUCCUGGAAUACUCUCAACCUUCCAAAGAGCUCUUCAAGUUUUUCGUUAAAGAAAAGCCUAGUGAAUCUCAGGCACGUAGCUUGAUGUACCAAGCGGUGCUUGGAGCAAAGCACUGUCUAGACAGAGGUGUCUUACACCGUGACAUCAAGCUGGACAACUACGUGAUCAACACUGAGACAAACCAAGUCAAACUAAUCGACUUUGGCUGCGGUGACAUAGUCAAAGAUGACUAUAAUGGUCAAUUUAUAGGAUUUGCCUGCCCACCUGAAUACUUUGUGGAUUUAAAGUAUGAUGCGGAAUCAUUAACCGUCUGGUCUCUGGGCAUAAUGAUGUACGGGAUGGUGUGCAAAUAUCCGGCCACUACAGCUGAAGUCCGCAAUCUGACUUUUGAUGGCAAAGUAUCCGCAGAAUUCCAGGAUUUGAUAAAACGCUGCCUGGCUUAUGAACCAUCUGGGAGAGCAACAAUAGAGGAGGUCCUGCAGCAUGAAUGGUUUCAGCAGGAACAAAUUCCAGGAACAACACCGAAGACAGUUCCAUUUUCUGAGCUUUAUGAAGUGGAAGAGGAAAUUGGAAAAGGAUUCUUCGGCAGAGUGUGCAAAGGGAUCCGGAAAUCUGAUGGCAAACAGGUCGCCAUCAAAUUUAUAAUGAAGAGGGAAACAGAUCGGUAUAUCAUAGUUCCCGGGGUUUCCAAGCCACUGUUUGUGGAAGUGGCUCUAAACCUGCUGCUAAAUCAACCUCCUCUGAGUCCAUACAUCGUGCACAUGCUGGACUGGUUUGAAGAGCCAGAUCAAUUCAUCCUCGUCAUGGAAUACUCUCAACCUUCCAAAGAGCUCUUCAAGUUUUUCGUUAAAGAAAAGCCUAGUGAAUCUCAGGCACGUAGCUUGAUGUACCAAGCGGUGCUUGGAGCAAAGCACUGUCUAGACAGAGGUGUCUUACACCGUGACAUCAAGCUGGACAACUACGUGAUCAACACUGAGACAAACCAAGUCAAACUAAUCGACUUUGGCUGCGGUGACAUAGUCAAAGAUGACUAUAAUGGUCAAUUUAUAGGAUUUGCCUGCCCACCUGAAUUCUUCGUGGAUUUAAAAUAUGAUGCAGAAUUAUUAACCGUCUGGUCUCUGGGCAUAAUGAUGUACGGGAUGGUGUGCAAAUAUCCAGCCACUACAGCUGAAGUGCACAAUCUGCCUUUUCACUCCAAAGUAUCCGCAGAAUUCCAGGAUUUGAUAAAACACUGCCUGGCUUAUGAACCAUCCGAGAGAGCCACAAUAGAGGAGGUCCUGCAACAUGAAUGGUUUCAGCAGGAACAAAAAUCAAGAGUUCCUCUGGAGUCAGAAGAGGAAUAGCCAUCAUUUACAAUCUGUAUAUAGCACAUUGCACUUUACACUUUCAGAAAAACGACUGUAGACUGCCUGUAUAAAGACAUUCCGGAAAGGUGAGUCUAGACAAAGGAAAAUCCAC